AUGACGAGAGAUAGAAUGAGACAAAGCAUAAAGGGGAGAGCGCUUUGCCGAGCAUUUAGUAGUCGUUCGGCUGGGGGGGUUAUCUUUAAAGUAGUGCUUAAAUCACUACAGGAGCGAAAAAAAAGGAUAAGUAGCGAAAUUUCGUCGACUAUUUAUUUUUAUAUGUUAUGUAUUCCAUAUUUGAUCUUCUUUUUGAAGAUUUCCAUUUUAGUUUUUCUAGUCUUUUAUCGGAUAGUCCUCCCCAUAGUACAGAUGUUUUCCCUUCUAACUUGUUGCUCCUUUCUUAUCACUCUUCCCCCAGAAGUUCAAGACCCACAGGCUCUAGCUCAUUUAGAAGGGCUAAACUUCUAUCUGAGCCUUUACGAGCAGGAUCCGGAGUGGGUUGCGUUCAUUCAGCAGGAGCUGAAUCACAACACCCCUCUGGAGGACAUACCUGGGCGGCUGAGGCUCUUCCUAAUGGAAGAAAGGACAUCCAAUGUUAGGAUGGAUCUAAUUCAAGAAUUUCUAGCUCUAUACGCGAGGAACGGAGCCGUACUUCCGGUAGAACCCUACCUUUUGGAGGGGGCGCUUCGUUCCUAUCUUGACUCUAUCCGAGCAACGGAUGAUUUCUCUAUUCUCCAGGCAGCUUAUCAGGAUCUGCGGGAUCAUGAGGAAGGAUCAUUUUUCUUCCGUGAUGUGGUUUCCCACAACCGUGAUUUCCUGGAAGCGCAAAGCGCGAAAAGAACGUGGAUUGAGGUGGAACGGAAUUCGCUAUAUUCAAAGAUAGAACGAGCCCAAGCAAGGCUCGAAAGAACCGAAUUCCAACACACUCUACUGAUCUUCCAAUUAGAAGAUCGAAAGAGGGGGGGGGAAUAA
Oryza sativa Japonica Group (Japanese rice) is the source of this 855-nucleotide messenger RNA. The record is from the annotation of a RefSeq genome assembly. NCBI's taxonomy places the organism in Eukaryota, Viridiplantae, Streptophyta, Magnoliopsida, Poales, Poaceae.